Messenger RNA from Euleptes europaea (tarantolino), 1355 nucleotides. It is a transcript of the gene POC1A, whose product is annotated as POC1 centriolar protein A. Gene Ontology annotation, biological process: cilium assembly. The coding region runs from base 10 to 1302 and encodes 430 amino acids. Gene Ontology annotation, molecular function: protein binding. The record is from RefSeq and is a predicted model, not a curated record. The transcript is spliced from 12 exons. Gene Ontology annotation, cellular component: centriole; ciliary basal body. NCBI's taxonomy places the organism in Eukaryota, Metazoa, Chordata, Lepidosauria, Squamata, Sphaerodactylidae.
AGCGGCGCCAUGGCGUUUGCCUGCCUGGAAGAUCCAACACUGGAGAGAAAUUUCAAAGGCCACCGAGAUGCAAUAACAAGCGUAGACUUCAGCUUAAAUAAGAAACAGCUAGUAAGUGGCUCUAUGGAUUCAUGCUUGAUGAUCUGGAGCAUGAAACCCCAAACGAGAGCCUAUCGCUUUGUGGGACACAAAGAUGCAGUAACGUGUGUUCAGUUUUCACCUUCUGGGCAUCUGAUUGCUUCAGGUUCUAGAGACAAAACGGUUCGUUUGUGGGUUCCAAGUGUCAAAGGAGAAUCCACUGCAUUCAAGGCUCAUACAGCAACAGUCAGAAGUGUUCACUUUUCUAAUGAUGGCCAGUCGCUGGUCACAGCCUCUGAUGACAAAACUGUUAAAGUGUGGGCUGUCCACAGACAAAAAUUCUUAUUCUCAUUAAGUCAGCACAUAAACUGGGUUCGCUGUGCUAAAUUUUCUCCUGAUGGAAGAUUGAUAGUAUCAUCCAGUGAUGACAAAACUGUCAAACUUUGGGAUAAAGCAAGCAGGGAAUGUAUACAUUCUUUCUGUGAGCAUGGUGGGUUUGUUCCUCAUGUGGACUUUCACCCUAGCGGCACAUGUAUUGCUGCGGCUGGCACAGACAACACAGUGAAAGUAUGGGAUGUUAGGAUGAAUAGGCUCCUGCAGCAUUAUCAGGUACAUAGUGCAUCGGUGAACUGUCUCUCUUUUCACUCCUCUGGAAACUACCUCAUUACUGCCUCCAAUGAUUCAACUCUAAAAAUACUGGAUUUACUAGAGGGGAGGCUGCUUUAUACACUUCAUGGUCACCAGGGGCCAGCUACCUGUGUUUCUUUCUCACGAACAGGAGACUUGUUUGCUUCUGGGGGCUUUGAUGAGCAGGUAAUGGUAUGGAAGACAAACUUCGAUGCUGUAGAUUAUGGCGAUGUAUUGAAAACACGAAAAUACAGCAUGAAUGUGAAUGGUUCUCUUAGUAAUGAGAGAUCAAUGGACUCUGGCAAUAUUAACAUUCAAAAAUCUGGAGUUUACAGACAAGAAAAGCAGUUGGAAAUGGAUUUUGGAGAAGUUCCAGAUAAACAAGAAACUCAAACUGCAGAAUCGGUCAGAAAGCAACAAGAACAAAUUCAGAUUGAUGAGACUAGUCUUGCUAGCACCUUACAGCACAUUGUGGGACAGCUAGAUGUUCUCACUCAGACUGUUUCCAUUCUGGAACAAAGGCUGACAUUAACAGAAGACAAGCUGAAGGAAUGUCUUGAGAAUCAACAGAAGAUUGCUCAAAGUAAAUCCAGUUGAUGCCCCAGGGACCCGAAGAAGCCAGGAUCAUUGGCACAGUGUGCAUUUUAAGC